Molecule: messenger RNA, 1851 nt
Organism: Aspergillus mulundensis
Lineage: Eukaryota; Fungi; Ascomycota; Eurotiomycetes; Eurotiales; Aspergillaceae
Product: putative guanine deaminase
Exons: 3
Coding region: 1-1851 (616 amino acids)
Biological process (GO): guanine catabolic process
Cellular component (GO): cytosol
Molecular function (GO): zinc ion binding; guanine deaminase activity
Source: RefSeq, a predicted model, not a curated record
AUGGCUUCCAUCCUCGUCUUCCAGGGCGCAGCCAUUCAUUCUACCAGCCUCGAAACCCUCGAAAUCAUUGAAAACGCCAUUUUAGUCGUUACCGACGGUCGCAUCACCGCCUUCCACAAAUCCUCCGAAAGCCAUAACGGAUUUCCUCCAACCGCGCAAGUUCACCGUCUCCCUCCUGGCGAAUUCCUCAUCCCCGGCUUCGUCGAUACCCACAAUCACGCGCCGCAAUGGCCAAUGCGCGGUCUCGGCCAGGGGCUGCACAUCCUCGACUGGCUCAGCGAAAUCACCUUCCCCGUCGAAGCCCGCUUCGCCGACCCCGCAUACGCCGCGUCGAUGUACGAGCACACUGUCGAAGACUUCCUUCGCCAGGGGAUCACGACUGCUUCCUACUACAGCUCGCGGCACGCCGAGGCAACAAAGAUCCUAGCCGAAAUAUGCCAUAGGAAAGGACAGCGGGCGUUUGUGGGAAAAUGCAACAUGGAUAGGAACGCGCCGGACUACAUACAAGAGGCAAGCGCUUCUGACUCACUACGUGAGACUGAGGAAUGCAUCGAGCAUAUUCGCCGUUUGCCUGGAUGCGACCGUGUGGAAGGCGCUCUCGUCAAUCCCGUGGUGACACCGAGAUUCGCCAUCUCCUGCACGCCGGAGCUGCUCCAAGGUCUCGGCGAGAUUGUCCAGCGUGAUAACUAUCUGGCCGUCCAGACUCAUUUCAACGAGGCGCAGCAGGAGAUAGACGCCACAACGGAGCUCUUCCCUCAGUUCAAGGGUAGCGAGGCCGACCUCUAUGAGAGCUACGGGCUGUUGAAUUCUCGGUCUAUACUUGCUCAUUGCACGAUCAUGACAGAUCACGAGAAGGAGAAGAUCCACUCGUUGAAGUGCGGCGUCGCCCAUUGCCCGAUCGCAAAUAUGACCGUCGGCGGAGGCUUCAUGGUCGCCCCCGUGAGGGACCUUCUGCGACGUGGCAUCAAGGUCGGGCUUGGAACCGACAGUGGUGGCGGUUGGGCGUCCCAAAUGCUGGCCGUGAUCCGGCAGGCGAUGAUCGCUUCGAACGCCCGUGAAGUGCUGUCAGAAGGUAAGGACAAGGCGCUGACGUUUGAAGAGACUUUUUACCUGGCCACACUGGGAGGCGCGCGAGUUCUCCGUCUUGAAGACCGGAUCGGCAACUUCGAGGUCGGCAAGGAGUUCGAUGCCAUAUGGGUGUCUACGACGACCGGCUUGCAGUCUGCCAUGACACCCCGAGAGGGUGGAGAUUCGCUUAGGAGGGUGUUUGAGAAAUACAUCAUGACCGGCGAUGACCGGAACGUAGCGCAUGUCGCAAACGACAUUAUCCACGCCAUCAUGUCUGUCAAGGGGACUGACCCGGAUAUCCUGAGUGAGCGAGAGCGGCUGGCUGUGUUAGAAGCCUGCGCGGACCUGAGAGGUGCCCUCAUUUACGAUACCGCUACAGCUGCCACAAUGACCGCCAUUGAUAGGGAACUGUUCGAUGCCGCUGUGGAGGCAACGACCAAGAGCCGCAGAGUCUUUGCGUCGUUUAGGGAGAGGUCCCCGCCCUCCAGCUCGGUGUUGUCCGGCCGGGCUAUCUCGCAGGAUCAGCCGCUCAUGGUUGAGAAGACUGAGCACUGCCCGGCUGUCAUUCAGACGAUGCCAUUGUACGAUGUCUGCAUGGAUAGCACCAUGCUGGCGAUUAUAUCCGCGUUGAAUCGCUCCGAGGCGAUGUCCUGGGACCUGCUGGAGGCUGCGACUGAGCUGCGAAAGGUCAGAAGGCCAGAGGUUGUUGUUAAUGGGUCGACGAUUUUGUUGGAGGCUCUCGAGCGUUUAUGUGGUUCUUCGGUCUGCCUAAGAUUAUAUUAA